UGUGAUAGCAUUUGGUAACGACAGACUAACGUGCAGAAGUACAAAUUUUUGUAAAUUUUUUAUUACAAACAUUUGAAUCUAGACUUGAACUUUAAAUACUUUUUGAGUAAUUUUAUUUACAUUUUACAUACACAAAUUUUUGAUUGCUAUUUGAUAUCAUCUUCAUUUUUAUAGAGUUGAAAAGUAAAAAAAGUAUUAAAGUUAUGUGAAUGUUAUGGUGAUUGCAGAAUUAUAGAAAAAAGUAGUGUAAGUAUGUUUUUUAAAUGUUAGACAAUGUUUGCUCAGCUUAUACAAUGUUUAAGUGUGAAUUUCCUGAUGAAGGAGUGGUUCCACCAAAUUUUGAUGAAGGAGUGGACUCUGAUGUCUUAAUUACUUAUCUUCGAGAAAUGGAUGGAUUUACCGGUUCACAGAUAGAGAUUUGUCAUGAACCACCAAUGGAUGUAAACAAUCUGAUUCAAUUAGUAAAUCCAGUGGACACUAAUCUAGUACCUACAUCUCCGCAAGGACCACCUGCCAGAACAAAUUUAGAGGGUGUAUUUAAAUUCAAAGCAGAAAUUGACAGUACACAUACAAGGAAAAAAAAGUAUUUAUAUUCCCAUCGUCUAAACCGCAUCUAUGUGGAUGUGAAUGUGAAUUUCUCAGUGGGCUUUACGUGGGAUGCAAGUCUCUUCCCUGGGGAGGCCUAUAUUCGUGCUACAACUGUAUUCUCAGAUGUUACUCAAGCCGAGAAAAGAGUUGAAAGAUGUUACCAGCACUCACAUGAAACUGCAAAUUCUCCAGGAAAAUCCAGAGCUACAAUAAUGAAUGUUCUCCAUUCUGCUCGAGAGCAUGGUUCCCCUGAUGUCCAUUAUUGCGGUAACCCAGAACAACCUGAUUCGUGGUACUCAGUUCUUGUUCGGACACCUCGACCAACACAAUUGGCUUAUGUGUUCCUUUGCAAGAGUUCCUGUUCUUCGGGGAUUAAUAGACGCCCUAUAGAAAUCAUCUUCACACUUGAGGAUUUUAAGGGCGAAAUAUAUGGUCGUCAAGUUGUGGGUGCGCGUGUUUGCUCCUGUCCUCGCAGGGACAUCGACCGUGAUGAAUGCGUUGAAGGGCUACCCAAAAACAAGAGAUUAGCACCCCAACAGGAGACGAGGCCUAAGAAGGUCAAGACUGAGGCAGUUGAAAAAGAUGAUGGAGUUAUUAAAUUGCCAGCGAUUGGAGUGGUUGGUCGCAGAACAGCAAUUCUUGGCCUUGAAGUAAUGCUCAACAUGAUGGAAGAGAAAAGAGAAGGAUUAGUUGCUAAUAGACUAAGCACAGAUACGACAUCUGUUAUAUAUAAUCUGGACAAAAGUAUUGCAAAUUUAAAAAAACAUAUUAACCAAUUAAAAGGGCAGCAACAAUAGGUUUAGAUGCACUUGGCCAGUAUUUGUUAGUCUACCUAACUCAACUUAUGCUAGUAAUACUAUAAAUCUCCUUAAUUUGUUAUAUGUUGUUAUUACAGUAACAAGAUGUUAGUAGUAAUUUAAUUUAGAUAAAUAGUUUAAGUACGAGUGUCGCCAUGUGCCAUUCUUUUCUUACAUUUGUAAUUUGUAAAAAUUUACAUCCGCCUUUCUACAUAAUCUCUUUUAUAUAAUGUAUAAUGUUUAUCAUGUUGUAUAACACAUUCCAGAUUUUGAAUGUUUUAAAUCAGGUACAUUAUUUUACAAGUUCAUUUCUCAGUUUUAAGUAACCAGUGUUUUAGAUAUAGGUCAAAGUAAAGUAUAAGUAUUAUAACAUAAGUAAAAUGACAACACAAAAGUGUUAGUUUUUAAAAUA
Molecule: messenger RNA, 1797 nt
Organism: Pieris napi
Lineage: Eukaryota; Metazoa; Arthropoda; Insecta; Lepidoptera; Pieridae
Gene: p53
Product: cellular tumor antigen p53-like
Exons: 8
Coding region: 264-1385 (373 amino acids)
Biological process (GO): regulation of transcription by RNA polymerase II; apoptotic process
Cellular component (GO): nucleus
Molecular function (GO): RNA polymerase II cis-regulatory region sequence-specific DNA binding; DNA-binding transcription factor activity, RNA polymerase II-specific
Source: RefSeq, a predicted model, not a curated record